This is a messenger RNA of Ustilago hordei, 2670 nucleotides long. RefSeq lists its product as uncharacterized. Lineage: Eukaryota; Fungi; Basidiomycota; Ustilaginomycetes; Ustilaginales; Ustilaginaceae. The record is from RefSeq and is a predicted model, not a curated record. Gene Ontology annotation, biological process: peptide metabolic process. The transcript has a single exon. Gene Ontology annotation, cellular component: mitochondrion. The coding region runs from base 1 to 2670 and encodes 889 amino acids. Gene Ontology annotation, molecular function: metalloendopeptidase activity.
AUGGCUUCGAGCUCGAAGCUGGUCGGACGAGCUGCCGCCUCGAUCGCUCGCUCAUCCAAGCAGCCACACACAAGAGCAGUCUCUCGACUUCCCACACUACUCGCCGGUACUAGCAGCACUUCCUCCUCAUCAGCAUCCACUGUCGGAAGCAAACAAUCGUACAUUCACAGUCGGCCUUUCGGUGCAACAUCAGCAGCACGAAGGGUGCAGCGCCCAGCCUCUGUCGGUCCGUCGCUGACUGUCUCGAACCCAGACUACGAGAAGGACAACGAAGAGCUGCGCUCCCUCUUCGACGCACCGCCUUCCUCCUCGUCAGCAAACAAUCUCAGAUCGAUGGGUCCCGCGACAGGUCUGUUUGAGAUUCCAUCCCUCACCUCGCCACAGAAUUUCCUCGUCCUAGCACAGCAGACAUUAGCACGCGCUCAACUACUCGUAGACCGCAUCGACCGAGCAGGCUCUGUCGAUGCCAGCACAUCAGAAGGUGUCAAGGAGCUCAAAGAAGUCGUUCGCAAUCUUGACCGACUCAGCGACCUCCUAUGCGGAGUAAUUGACAUGGCCGAGCUCGUCCGCAAUGCUCACCCGGAUCCAGAAUGGGCCGAAGCAGCCAACGCCGCAUACGAGUACCUGUGCGGAUACAUGAAUGUACUCAACACACAUACGGGCUUGUAUGGCGUUCUCAAGAACAUUCUCUCUAAUCCCGAGAUUGCAUCCUCGUUGUCAUCGGAGGCCACUGCUGUGGCCCAGGUCUUCCUGCGAGACUUUGAAAAGUCAGGUAUCCACCUUCCACCAGCAGAAAGAGAGCGAUUCGUGCACCUCAGCGACGAGAUCUUGGUUCUCGGUCGUGGCUUCUUGCAAGACAUCGCAGGAAACGACGCUUCAGACGAUUUUUCGCGCAACGCGAGCGCCAAGACGGAAGUCAGCCAAGACGACACCGUAGAGAUCCCAACGGACUGGCUGGAUGAAGUCAACCUAACAGUACUCAAGGCGGUCCGAGCAAGUGCAAUCACCGACCGGGAGGGGUUGCUCACUUUUUCGGCAGCCGACCAACCGUGGGUCUUCCAGACGUUGCUCAAAUAUGCACCGGACGAGCGAGUACGUAAAGUUGCCUUCCGAGCAGUCAACUACGGCAGCCAUGCACAGGUUCAACGUCUCGAACGGCUGCUUAAGGCUCGUGCUGAGCUCGCUACACUGACAGGUGCAGGCUCCUAUUCAGAGAUGGCCUUGGGUGACAAAAUGGCCAAGAAGUCGCAGAAUGUCGAAGAGUUUUUGCGCGCUCUCACAAAUCACCAUCGGCCCCGUGCCUCUGAGGAUCUUGACAAGCUUCGCCGUCUCAAGCACGACAUCACCACCGCAGCAGCAUCAGGUGGCAAGAGCAACUCCACCUUCAACCCAUCACCGAGUCUGCCUGACUUUGCACCAUGGGAUCGCGACAUGUAUACCGAGCAGCACUUCCGCAGUCCGGCCCUGCGCAGCGUUCAGCCUCUAUCACCAUACUUGAGUCUCGGAUCGGUAUUCGCCGGUUUGUCGAGGCUGUUCUCGGCUCUGUAUGGGAUCAGGUUCAGAGCAUCGAUGGUUGCACCGGGCGAGGUGUGGAGCGAAGGUCCAGGAGAUGUCAUGAAAGUCGAAGUGUUGGAUGAGAAGGAAGGUGCACAUGGUACAACAGGCUCAGCUGAAGGUUUGAUCGGAACUAUCUACGCCGAUCUGUGGAGUCGAGAUGGGAAGCCAGGUGGAGCAGCUCACUACACCGUCCGUUGCUCUCGUCGAGUCGAUAAAGAUGACGAAACGGGCGACUUUGAGCAUGGUCGUGCAGAAGACGGUCGAACUCUUCAGCCCGAAGAUCUUGGUGGCAAAGGAUAUGGCAAUCCACUUCAAGCGCCCACAUUUGAGCAACGAGAGCGACCAGGCAGGUAUCAGUUACCUGUAGUUGUCCUCAUGUGCGACUUUGCUCGACCAGGAGGUGGCAACCAAGGCCCGUGCCUUCUCGGGUGGCACGAAGUCGAAACGCUCUUCCACGAGAUGGGUCACGCCAUCCACUCAAUGAUCGGUCGAACCUCCUACCACAACGUCUCAGGAACACGUUGUGCGACCGACUUUGUCGAACUCCCUUCCAUUUUAAUGGAGCACUUCGUUCAGUCUCCCCAAGUAGUGUCCAUGUUUGUACGUCAUCACAAAACAGGCGCAACUCUACCAUUCCAACAUCUCUCAGCCCAUCUCCAAGCAUCUAAAUCCCUCGAAGGGUUGGAUACAUAUCACCAAAUCCUCCUAGCAAGGCUCGAUCAGAUGUAUCACUCUCAACUAGCCUCUCACCCUAACUUUGAUUCUACCCAGGCCUAUGCCGCGCUGGAUAAAGAGAUGGGUCUUCCCGGCGCUGUACAGCUGUCCUACGUCGAAGGGUCCUACCCACAAGUGAAGUUUGGGCAUCUGUUUGGAUAUGGAUCAACAUACUAUUCGUACUUGUUGGAUAGAGUUAUUGCGAGUAAGAUCUGGAGUCAGCUGUUUGCAGAGAACCCAUUGGAUAGAGAGGCAGGAGAAAUGUUUAAGACGCAAUGUUUGAAGUAUGGUGGUGGUAAAGAUCCAUGGCAUAUCUUGGCGGAUGUACUGAAGGCGGAGAAUGUGAGAGAUGGAGAUUCGAAUGCGAUGAAUCAGGUUGGUAAGUGGGGUAUUGAGUGA